Schistosoma haematobium is the source of this 4743-nucleotide messenger RNA. RefSeq names its product Coiled-coil domain-containing protein 87 (gene CCDC87). Bases 259 to 2061 code for a protein of 600 amino acids. NCBI's taxonomy places the organism in Eukaryota, Metazoa, Platyhelminthes, Trematoda, Strigeidida, Schistosomatidae. The transcript is spliced from 18 exons. The record is from RefSeq and is a predicted model, not a curated record.
GUAACAAAUGGACGAGGAGAUUUAGAUGUUUAGAUUUGUGACGUUCUGAAACUCCUCUUAUCAACCUCUGAUACUGACUAUCAGAUAUCUCUAAUAUCACAAAUUUUUUGCUUGUCAUCAUUAUCGAUAAUGUUCAUUUCUUAGUAUUGAUAGGUUGGUUGAAUUGAUUGGUUCUUUCAGAUAUACAAAAACCAUUUUUCUCCCACUCACACUUGAAGGAUAAUUGCAAACAAAAUAACAACUCGACGCUAUACGAAAAUGAGUAUCACCUUAUUAGGUUUUAAAACUAUGUUAACGGAGGAGUUAGGUAACAGUUUAGAAGAAGAUUUAAGACAAAUGGUGAUUUCGAUAACUACACAAGAACUUGAAAAAAUAAAACAAGAACUCAUUUGUUCAUUUAAAGACUCAUCAUUCUCUUUGGAUGGGACACAAUGGUCCAAAAUAAUCAAAACUUUUGCGAAGAUUGUAAAAGAACUAUCUUUAGGACCCGGAGCGGAAACAAAUACGUCGGCAUUUUCAUCCCAACAGGAAAGCAUUCCAAAGGCUUUUAGAGAAAUAGUGUACAUGUACAAUAAAACGGUAUGCUCUGAUAAUCAAGGAUACAGUGAUAUAAACAAUGGACUAUCUUUAGAAGAAAGUCAGAGAAGCCCUUCCCAGUUUGAAACAAACUACCCCACUGAUUUGUCCACAAAUGUUUGCACUGACUCCGAAUGUGAAUAUUUUAAAGUCGGUGUAUUACGUAACCUAUCUGAUGAAAUACUUCUAAAUCAACUACAAGCUAAACCUAUUCUUAGUAUAUCUCAGCAACCAAGUUUCUUAAUGAAGUCAUUUGAAAAUACGGUUAUACUAACACCUGAUGUAAGGCCUACUGACAGACGUUGUGUCUCCGAAAAUUUACUACAAACAAUGGGUCCAUUAUGGAAUGAAUAUGCAAAAGAAGUUGAUGAAGAAACUGACAUUCAGUUGGAUAGAAAUUUGCCUAUUCUUGAUGAAAAUGAUGAAAUCUUUACUAAUCUUAUCAAUACAAUCGCAAAAGAUUUCAAUGAGAUGAAAUUUACCAGUGAUAAUGAAAAUUUUAAAUUCUUUGAAAUACCAGUUCCUGAUGAGAUAGACAUGAAACCAACUUAUGAAACAGCUUGUCAAUUAUUCAAUAAUAAUUCUAAAUCUGUACUUACGAACCUCAGUCAAUCAUUUUUAACGGAUAAAUCAAAAUGGAUUUUACCAAUUUUGAAGUUGCACACUGAUGAAGAUGAAACUAUGUUUCGAAGAACAAAAACACUGCCAAGUAGUAAACUGGAUGAAUUAUUUAUUCAUGAAGUAAAUAAAUACAAAAAACGAAGUGAAAAAGUUGAAAAUAUAUCAGUUGACAAUUUUAAUGAAAAAUAUGAGAAAACUUUAGUAGAAUUAAAAAAUGAAGAACAAAAAUUCAAUAAAUUAAAACAAAAGUUAAUAAUAUGUCAGUACAAGUCCAAUGAAGUGCCGUCGUGGAAUACAGGCAAUGAUAUGAUAGUUAAUAAUGACAGUAGUGACUAUGAGUUGUUAAACAAUUGUGAAGAAAAAAUCAAUUUACUCAAACUUAAUUUGAUGAAUUUAAUUAAUACUUCACCAGUUUGUAGUAUUUACGAGACUGGCAAAGAAAUGUGUGAUCAUAAGUUAAACAGUAUAAGAAAUACAAUUCAACAACGAUUUCUUGUUGUAUGGAAUAAAUUAAAACUUACUGAAAAUGAAAAACAAUCUUGUUUAUUGAAAUUUUGUUGGCAACAUAUGAGUGAUACUAUUUAUAUGGCAAAUAUGAAUAAAGCAUUAAACUUAUUGGAAUAUGCAGAGAAAUAUAUUGAACGUCGUGAAAUGUUAUUACAUAAAUUAGCAAAAAUUGAAAUUGAACAUUUAAUUCAAUCAAAAGAUUAUAGUUUAAAUGAUAAUCAUUUGGAAUUGAAAUGUUCAGAUGAACGUUAUAAAGUUGAUAAGAAAUUUAACAAGUUAGAGAAACUGAUUGAGUCUACUGCUAAACAACUGGAGAAGAAGUUUAAUUAUACUCUGACAUUCAACGUAUGUUAUUAACUCAUAAGAUAAAUUAUAUUGUUGAAAUUUCUAGAAUUUCAUGUUGGAGUAAAUCAAAGACGUCUAGAUGUGUUUGUUCCACAGAGGUAUAAAUUUACAAUAAUAAUUGAUCUUCAUUUUAAACAAAAACAUUUGAAAUUACUAUAAUAUCCACAAUACCCCUUCUGAUAUUAUUCAACAUAUGCUCACUAGUGACUGGCUUCAAGAGGUAUAUCUUGGAGUUCUAGAGAGAAGUAGUGACCAGUGGAGUUCAGCCAGGUCUGUUGUGAAAUAGUAACUCACUGAUGACAAUGGUGGAUGUGUCGCUCAAUUUCGUGGAUUAGUUGAAGUUAGACAUUAACACCGUUGGAUGCUGGCCGGCUCGGUGGUCUAGAGGUUAAGCGUUCGCGCGCGAGACUGAUAGGUCUUGGGUUCAAAUCUCACGGAGGGGCAGGAUCGUGGAUGCGCACUGCUGGGGAGUCCCACAAUAGGACUAAACGGCCGUCUAGUGCUUUCAGGUUUUACAUGGUGGUCUAGCUUCAACUGACGCAUGAUCUCAACCAUUGAAAAAAAAAGAAAUGGAACCUAACAAAACGAUAGUUUAAGAAAACAAACAUUGAAUUACAUUAGCACCAGUUAUUAGAUGCGUACUCUUAAAACGUAAUAAUUUAUUGAUGUUCUUAGUUUACAUAUUAUGAAGAAACAUUUUGUUAGCCUAAAAUAUGGCUAAUAUAAUGAGCUUUGUAAAACAUAUUUCAAGUAAUUUAUCUUAAAAAGGUAUAUCGAUGAAAAUGAAUCGUUUGAAAAAAUUACAAACAUUUUGAAACAACUUCACUUAGUAUUGUUUGGGUUGUAUCUUCCCAUUGAUGUUUAAGACUGCAAUUAAUCAGUCUGUUAUUGGCAUAUGUGCAUACUGUGAGUAUGCCUCGAUAUUGCCUUAAUUCACAAGCUUUUUGAAAACAAUGACGGAUAGUGGCUAGCAGUGGGAUCUAGGACGCGCUUUUCUUCCUAUUUGGGACUCGUCAGCUGGAUGUACCUGCAUGUCAGAGUUGAUGUUUACUCUGGGAUUCGAACCCAGUACCAUUCGCUUCAAACGCCAUCGCGUUAUGUACUCAGCUACUGAGUCCUGAUAGCCACUUGCUUGUGCAAUGUGGUGAAUUUAAAUUCACUUGGUAUUGUUUUGAAACAACGCCUAAAUUAUACAUAAUAGCAUUUGGUGUUAUUUGAAAUAUUUAUUCCAUGUUGCAACUACACUAAAAUCAUGAUACGUUGUAUUGUAUUUGGUAAUACGAUACGCAGGAAAAAAUUUAGCUUACAGAUUUGCUUACCUUUGAAGUAUACGUGAUUAUCAAUAUUUUCUGUUAGAGUUAAUAAAUUUUAAUUGAAAUCUGAAAGCUGAUGUUUAUAUAUAUAUAUAUGAUUUAACUGUUUCAAACACCUUCAUGCUGAUUACCUUCAACGUUUAAUGAUGAAAUUCGAUCUUUCAUCAGAUCAGACGGUGAAAUCUUCCAUUUCCCAUGGACAUCUGUCUAGAAUAAAUUGACUUCAAAACUUCAUUAAUUUGUUUUUUAUGUGAAAAACUCCAGAAUUCCUACUCUAAUGCAAUAGAAUGACUGUUUUUUCGUGUUGUUUUGAAUCCUUAGUCACUAGAUCUAAUAAAAAAUGAUUCUAUAGGAAGCGUCUCACUCUCAUUCACCUUUAGUACUAAUACCUAAAUGAUUUAUAUGUGUUUACAAAUGAUCUUGGUGGCAAUAAUUUACUAUGUUAAGAAACGUUCGCAUGAGCUAAAGAUAAUCCGGACAAAGAACUGAUAAUAAUGCACAACAGUGAAGAAUUUCCGGACAAAAUUCUCGAAGUCCUAGGAAGAAACCUUCGCUGUGAAAUCAUCUAAAUUAAUAGUGAGUUUAAAUAUCAGAUGAAGAUUGUCUUAUCACACGUUUUUUAGAGGAAAAAUGUAUAUUGCUGAAUCCGUACUCUGUAGUUUAAGGAAACUGUGUCUCCCACGAGACCCGAAACCGCUGGUUUUGAUUACGUGUAAAUUAUUGACAUACAUAAAAACAGAUCGGUUAGCUAGAAGACAGAAUUUUGCGGGUGAUUUUCGAAGGUCCUGAAGCUUACAUCAUUUGUGAAGGAAGGUACUCUAGCUUACUAAUUUAGACAAUAGUAAAAUAUGAUGCUACUUCCAUAGAAGUUAUAUCAUUAUCUAUAGAAGAUUCCUAAUGUUACAGCAUAUGAGUUAAAUAUUUUCACUUUGCUUUUCAGGGUCAAAUUUAUCUUAAAAAGAUGGUCCAUGAUCGAAGUGAUCUGAUUUAUUUACUGAGAGAAAAGUACAAAAGUAAACCAGGACAUGAUAGCGCAAUAUAGAAGCUCCAUCCCCAAAAGUACACCUAUAACAUUAUUAACGGUGUUUGUUUUAUUCCCCUCAAUUUAUAUGGAAUUCGGUGAACAGUAAUUAUUAUCUGUUUUGCAUAUCUCUAUGGAUGUGAAACGGUUUAUAUGAUCCAGUAUAGGUAGCAUAAUGAGGAUAUUGAGUAAUUCCAAACUAAAAGCGAUACAUUGUUGUUUUAUCAGGUUUUAAUAACAAAUACAUUGCGAUUUCUCAAUACAGGGUUAGUUAAAUAUCACUUUUAAAAUCGUUGGUAGGUAAGGCAGAAAUCUAUUUCAAGCAAUUAGUCUUGGUACAUUAAUGAGAGGACGGAGUUG